UUUUUUUUUCAGUUUUUUUUUUAUAGUUUAAGUUUUACUUUAAUCAAACAAUAUUGUUUUUAUAUGGUUGAGCCAACUAACUAAUACAGUUACAUGCAUAUCAAGAAAUUUUGUCAAAUAACUGAAAAUGAGGUGAAAUAUAUUUUAUAUAGAGUCGCACUUCAAUAAUCAAAGCCAAUUGUUGAUGGAUUUAGACAACCCCAUCUACACGAAAACUAAAUAGAAUAAAAACACCCUUUGUUCUAGUCCAGAUUUUGCUCCUUUACUUUUUAUGUUCAAAGCCCUAGAAUUGCCUAGGCAAUUUUCGCAUUGAAAUCACUGUACCAAUCCAACCUCUGAGCUACCAGACUAGAAGGCUGAAAACUGAAAACGGUUGGGCAUAAGGAACCACCUCGAUCAAAGAGAGUAUAUAUAGUUAGAAGACGAAAAUCGAAAACCUGUUGAAUGUUUUCCUAUUUUAAGCCCUUCUUUUUAGGGAAUCUGUUGCCCACAGCCUCAAGGUGGAGAUUUUUCCUCAACAGAAACAAAAGGAAAAUAAUGUUAGAAUCUCUUUCUUUUCCCUAGACUAAAUUUCUGAACCAUCUUUCUCUGGUGAAUUCCACAACCCUUUCAAAUCAUUCUCUGGUGAAUUCCACAACCCUUUCAAAUCAUUUUCCCCACGAAAUCACCACUUUUCUACCUUCAAAAGAAUACCCAACAUCGCCGUCGAUGCAGUAUUGUGGCUCCAGAUCUCGACAUCGGAACCAUUUUUCUCCCCUACUAGCUUUGAUUUCAAGGUAAUUUGCAUCUUAUCAAAUGCUCAAUGAAGAAUGCAUAUCAGUACCCUAACUGUGUAAGAAACACAAAACAUUGCAACGAUGGCUUAUAGACUCUCUUCCUCGAAAGCCCAAUCAUUCUCCUACUCCGAACAACCUUUAGCAGAAAGAUUAACAGACGAUCCGGUAACACACAAAACAGCACAAAGCACGGUCAUCUGCGUCUACCGGGCCCACAUCGGGGGUUACUGGCGCAACGUGACAGUUUUAUGGUGCAAGAACCUUAUGAAUCAUUCCAUCACAAUUUCUUUUGAUAGCAUAGACAGUGAACACAAUCAAUCUUGCAAGAUUGACUUCAAGCCUUGGCACUUUUGGAGUAAAAAGGGGUUCAAGCCCUUUGAUGUCGACGGAAACCAAGUUGAUAUUUAUUGGGACUUGCGAUCAGCAAAAUUCUCCGGUGGGCCUGAGCCAUGCUCGGAUUUCUACGUUGCCCUAGUUUCUGAGGAAGAGGUGGUGUUGCUUUUAGGGGAUUACAAGAAGAAGGCUUAUAAGAGAACCAAGUCAAGACCAGCCCUAGUUGAAGCCCUAAUGUUUUACAAGAAGGAACAUGUGUUCAACAAGAAAAGUUUCUCCACACGCGCCAAGUUUGACCAGAGGAAAGAGGAUCACGAUAUAGUUGUGGAGAGCUCGACGGCAGGGGCCAGAGACCCGGAAAUGUGGAUUAGCAUAGAUGGUAUCGUGGUGAUCCACAUUCAGAACUUGCAAUGGAAAUUCAGGGGAAAUCAGACGAUCUUGGUAAAUAAAUCACCGGUUCAAGUUUUCUGGGACGUACACGCUUGGCUAUUUUGCACACCUGGCUCAGGCCAUGGUUUGUUCAUUUUCAAGCCGGGUGCACCGGAAUCAGAUAGCGACAAAGAGGAUGAAAGCAGCUGUGGUGUUGGUGGUGAUGGAGAGAGUGACGAUUGUAGUAGUAGCAAUAGCAGGUAUUACUCGACUCUAAGUCAUUCAAAAGCAUCUGAGUUUUGCCUUUUUUUGUAUGCAUGGAAGCUUGAAUGAUUCUGUCUCCUCAUUUGGAAAAUGGUUAAAAAGAGAUUGCAAGAAAUUGCAUCAAUGUCAUUGGGCUCGGUGUGGAACAAACAAUUGGGACAGUAGAAGAGUGUGGGGUGACUGGUCCAUUUUGAUCUGGUUCAAACCCAGGAAUGUUGGGUGCAUUAUUCCAAUCAGGAUGCAAGAACUAAGGAAGCAACAUGGAUGAUUUACCAGUGUAGAUAUCAAAAUUUUGAGAUACUGCACCAUGUUCAAUGUGUAAUAAAAAAAAAGUGUUGUAGUACAAUCAUAUAGAAACACCUAAUAGAAAUCCAACCAGCCUUCAGAUUCUCUUCAUUUUUUAUUUUUUAUUUUUGAUAAGUAGAUUCUCUUCUUCCUCUCCUGUUUUUGGUGCACAGCCUAGAAUUCAGCUUUGAGCUAAAGAAAUUGGACAAAAGUUUUUGCAGCAAAAUAGUCAAGGUUCAUACAGGGCCAAAGG
This is a messenger RNA of Rhododendron vialii, 2280 nucleotides long. RefSeq lists its product as uncharacterized. The record is from RefSeq and is a predicted model, not a curated record. NCBI's taxonomy places the organism in Eukaryota, Viridiplantae, Streptophyta, Magnoliopsida, Ericales, Ericaceae. The coding region runs from base 858 to 1811 and encodes 317 amino acids. The transcript has a single exon.